This is a messenger RNA of Eutrema salsugineum, 1913 nucleotides long. Its product is annotated as protein DETOXIFICATION 47, chloroplastic. NCBI's taxonomy places the organism in Eukaryota, Viridiplantae, Streptophyta, Magnoliopsida, Brassicales, Brassicaceae. The record is from RefSeq and is a predicted model, not a curated record. Gene Ontology annotation, cellular component: membrane. The transcript is spliced from 12 exons. Gene Ontology annotation, molecular function: xenobiotic transmembrane transporter activity; antiporter activity. The coding region runs from base 103 to 1731 and encodes 542 amino acids. Gene Ontology annotation, biological process: transmembrane transport.
UCUGUCAAUACAAAUCUCGAGGCGCCAAAAAAACACUGCACAACCGGCGAUUACCGAUUCCCUCUCAGCGACUUUUCCGAUUAACGACUAACACAAACAAAAAUGCUGAUCAGAGCCCAAAGACUCCCUAUGUCUCCUUUCUUACCACAAAAUCCGAUUAAAUCUAACCAAACACUGAUCCGUUGUCUCGGCGGAGACUCGGUGCUAACUCAGAGAAAACUCAGUGGGAUCACCACAGCUACUCCCGUUUUCCAGGGAAAUCCGGUGGUGACUCGUCGGGAAAUAAAAGUAGAGCGGAUUACGAGGAAGUGCGUCGGAAUUGUUGGGGAAGCAGAAGAAGAAGAGGAGGAGAAGAAGAGAGGGGAUCUGGUGAAAGAGAGCGUAUGGGAACAAAUGAAAGAGAUCGUGAAGUUCACAGGUCCGGCGAUGGGGAUGUGGAUUUGUGGACCGUUGAUGAGUCUCAUCGACACGGUGGUGAUCGGCCAAGGAAGCUCUGUCGAACUCGCCGCUCUUGGACCGGGGACAGUGCUAUGCGAUCACAUGAGUUACGUCUUCAUGUUCCUCUCCGUGGCUACAUCCAAUAUGGUCGCUACUUCUCUUGCCAAACAGGACAAGAAAGAAGCACAACAUCAGAUCUCUGUCUUACUCUUCGUUGGAUUAGUUUGUGGACUAAUGAUGCUUUUGCUCACAAGAUUAUUCGGACCUUGGGCUGUUACUGCUUUUACGAGAGGGAAGAACGUUGACAUUGUACCUGCUGCCAAUACAUAUGUUCAGAUUCGAGGCUUAGCGUGGCCGUUUAUUCUCGUUGGAUUGGUUGCUCAAAGCGCAAGUCUUGGAAUGAAGAACUCAUGGGGACCUCUCAAAGCAUUAGCAGCAGCAACGAUUAUUAACGGUCUUGGAGAUACAAUUCUAUGUCUGCUUCUUGGACAAGGUAUCGCUGGAGCUGCUUGGGCAACAACUGCCUCUCAGGUUGUUUCAGCUUUUAUGAUGAUGGAUUCGCUGAACAAAGAAGGCUGCAAUGCUUACUCCUUCUCGGUCCCUUCACCGCAAGAACUAUGGAAGAUCUCUGCACUCGCAGCACCUGUCUUUAUCUCAAUUUUCUCCAAGAUUGCUUUCUAUUCUUUCAUCAUUUACUGUGCUACCUCCAUGGGAACUCACGUUUUGGCCGCUCAUCAGGUGAUGGCUCAGACGUUCAGGAUGUGCAAUGUAUGGGGUGAGCCACUCUCUCAAACGGCUCAGUCAUUUAUGCCCGAGAUGUUAUAUGGUGCGAACCGUAACCUUCCCAAGGCUAGAACGUUGCUCAAGUCCCUAAUGAUUAUUGGAGCCACGCUUGGAUUGGUCUUGGGAGUUAUCGGAACUUCGGUUCCGGGACUGUUUCCUGGUGUUUACACACAUGAUAAGGUUAUCAUAACCGAGAUGCAUAGAUUGCUUAUACCUUUCUUCAUGGCGUUGUUUGCAUUGCCUAUGACAGUAUCACUAGAGGGUACACUGCUGGCCGGACGUGAUCUCAAAUUCGUCAGCUCGGUAAUGAGUUCAAGCUUCGUUCUUGGCUGUCUCACACUAAUGUUUGUGACACGAAGCGGCUAUGGUUUAAUCGGGUGCUGGUUUAUUCUCGUCGGAUUUCAAUGGGGUCGGUUUGGCCUGUAUCUACGGCGGCUUCUUUCACCUGGAGGCAUACUUAAUACGGAUGAGCCGAGUCCAUAUACGGUGGAGAAGAUCAAAUCAAUUUAAGUCUCAGUAUGAUUUGUUUCCAAGUUUUUGCCAACUAUAUUCUAGGUUCUAGGCUCUACGUAAAUUCAAAGCAUAAUAAUAAAUAAAAAACCUAUAUGUAUAAUAGUUCCAUGAAAAAAAAAACUUGGAAUUCACACUUUCACAGUCCCGAGUCCUAAUUAAGAAAUUAUAUUAAGUCAAAA